AUGGCUUGCGAUAAUCUUCAGGAGGAAAACGAGAAAUUGCGCAAUGACUUGAGCUAUCGAGGACAAGAACAUCGGGAACAGUUAGAAAAUCUGAAACGUCAGCGAAUCUUGCUAGAGGACAAAACGACCCAACUUUUGGCCCAAAAAGAACAGGAGUUGGAGAACACAAAGAAACUCCAACCGGACCAUGAUGUUCUUCACACAGAAAUCUGCAAACUUCGUAGCGAUCUGAGACACAAAACAGAGGAAUAUCAAAAGGAAUUUGAAAAACUGAGGCAGCGUUACGCCCUGCUGAACCAAAAGCGAACUCAGGCAUUGGCUUUGAAGGACCAGCAGUUGGAGAGGGCGCGGACAUUCCUUUCAGAUCAAGACCGUUUAAUUAAACAAAUGCAAGAAGAAAUUGUCCGGCUACGAAAAUCCAACGAAGAACUUACUGGAAAGCUUGCGAAGACCGAAGCCAAUUUGGCUCCUGCUGCCCAAAUUCAUCAAGAGCAGAUCAAGGAGCCCGAAGUAGCUGUGUUUGCACCACCAAGUAUACAGCGACAGGAUAUCGAAGCAGAACCAAACACUCUUCCGGAAACAAAGACAACGAGAAGGGUGUAUGAUCGGCGUGCGCUCAUGAAACUGAAAGACAGCGUUGGGAUCACCAACGUUAAACGUCUGCUAGAUUUAGGUAUUCUUCGUGAUUCACACAGUGCAAAAUCAACCCCGACCAACCAGGGAGUUGAAUUUAUGACUCGUUCUCAUCAUCCGCUGUUACCUGCAACGGAACAUGGUCAACCAAGAAAACGAGAAAUAAGACUGAUGAGUUCACAGGAAGAACCGAGAAAGGCAAACAAUCCCAAUGUUUGGAUACCCAAAAGGCUGUCUGCAAAAUCUGAGGACGGCAACAAGACAUCUAGCGAAGAGAUUUUGAGAACCGUUCGUGGAAUCUUAAAUAAGCUUACACCAUCCAAUUACAAACGCUUAUUAACAAAGAUCCAAGAAAUCAAUAUCGACAGUCAAGAUUGUUUGGCGGGGGUCGUCAGAAUCUUUUUUGUGAAAGCGGUCGAGGAAUCCAUUUUUGCCUCCAUCUACGCAAAAAUGUGUUUGGCACUGUCGACCAAAGACGUUGCAUCUUCAUCCGAUCCUGCGGAAACGGUUAACUUCUGCAAACUGAUCCUGUCCCAUUGCCAGAGGGAGUUUGAAAAGGAUAGUGCGGGAUUAGUCAAAACAGAACAGAAACGACUUGAGUUUGAAAACGCCGAAACAGAAACAGAGAAGCAUAAGUUACAAGAGGAAUUAAAAGAACUCGUUGACAAGAAUAGAAGAACAUCGAUUGGAAACAUUAAAUUCAUUGGCGAACUAUUCAAAGUCAACGUUAUUUCUUCGAACGUUAUGCAUCAAUGCAUUCGAAAGUUACUGAGUCACAAGGAAGACGAAGACUCGAUUGAGUGUCUCUGCAAGUUACUGACCACCAUUGGCAAACAAUUAGAGAGCCCUACACUUCCAAACAAUGAAGUUAGGCCAAAUUUUACCAACGCUCAAAUUAUGACCUCAUACAUCCAAACUUUACAGACCAUAGCUGGUGAGCGGAAAGUAUCUAACCGUAUCUGUUUCAUGAUUCAAGACGUAGUAGAUCUACGCAAAACUGGAUGGAAACCUCGUCGAGCGGAAAACGGACCCAGAACUAUUUAG
Daphnia magna is the source of this 1677-nucleotide messenger RNA. Its product is annotated as eukaryotic translation initiation factor 4 gamma 3. The coding region runs from base 1 to 1677 and encodes 558 amino acids. The record is from RefSeq and is a predicted model, not a curated record. NCBI's taxonomy places the organism in Eukaryota, Metazoa, Arthropoda, Branchiopoda, Diplostraca, Daphniidae. The transcript has a single exon. Gene Ontology annotation, molecular function: protein binding; translation initiation factor activity; mRNA binding. Gene Ontology annotation, cellular component: eukaryotic translation initiation factor 4F complex.